CUGGACUGGUGUUAUCUGCCAUGCCUCUUCUCACUCUGUCCGAGCCAUCAAUUUAACCCAAAUGGGUUUAGACGGCACCAUCUCUCCUGUGCUGGGGAACCUUUCCUCUCUUCGAUCUCUAGAUCUCUCCCACAAUUACCUCACUGGUACCGUACCACCUCAUCUCGGCCAACUCACAAAUCUGUGGAUACUCUGGCUGAACGACAAUCAAUUACGAGGAACCAUUCCACCCGCUCUCUCCGCUUGCCGCCGUUUGCGUUCAAUGAAACUCUUGUUUAACCGACUGCAUGGUAGCAUUCCGCCUGAGCUGAGUCGUCUCACAAGUUUGAAGUACCUCUACUUGGGCUUUAACAGUCUCACGGGUACCAUUCCGCCCUCUUUCAAAAAUAUAUCCGCCUUAGUUAAAUUACAUUUGCCCCAAAAUGAGCUCUACGGCCCCAUUCCUACUGAAUUGGGAAUGCUUGCUGACUUAGAGGUGCUUAGUUUAUGGGGAAAUCAUCUUAGUGGAAAAAUACAUAACUCCUUGGGAAAUUGUUCCCGUCUCAAACUACUUCUUUUAGGUAGAAACCAACUCGAUGGAACGGUUCCAAUGGAGCUGGGUAAGUUGAACCUUCUUACAAAACUUUACCUAAACACCAAUCAACUUGUUAGUGACAGCAAUAAUACAUUGGCCUUCCUCACUGCUCUCACAAAUUGCUCCAACUUGCAAACAUUAGAAAUGAGAAACAAUCAUUUCAUUGGUGUAUUGCCCUCUUCCAUAGGUCAAUUUUCUUCCAAUCUCAAUCUCUGGGCAUUACAAGGCAACAUGAUAAGCGGAAGCAUACCACAAGAGAUUGCCAAUCUGACAAAUUUAACCCUUUUACAUUUAGGCAAUAAUCUUUUGAGCGGCAAUGUUCCGUCUGCAUUUAAAAGGUUUCGUGAGUUGGAAAGAUUGUAUUUGGGUGGGAACAAGUUAGAAGGAAGCAUCCCAAGUGAGAUAGGUCAACUGCAACAUUUGGGACUCUUAGAUCUUAGUCACAACCAGCUAUCUGGAAAAAUACCAGAUUCCCUUUGUAGAUCCCAGCAGUUAAGAUAUCUUUUUCUUGAGCACAACAAUUUAUCGGAGAAUAUCCCUGUUAGUUUAGAGGGAUGUCAAAAGUUGGAGCUCCUUGACUUAUCUCACAAUAAACUAGGAGGAAGGAUACCUCAUGAAGUCAUUGCCAGCCUUAAAAACCUGCAAUUCUACCUCAAUCUUUCGUGGAAUUCUCUGGAAGGGUCCUUGCCACAGGAGAUGAGUAAAAUAGUAAUGGCUCAAGCCAUAGAUGUAUCUGGAAAUCGGCUUAAUGGGGCCAUUCCAAUUUCUUUGGGAGAAUGCACAGCAUUAGAGCGCCUAAAUCUGUCCCACAAUACCUUUGAAGGUCCAAUACCAGGUUCAUUCUCCAAAUUAAAAAAUCUCGAAGAAAUGGAUCUUUCUUUCAAUAAUUUGUCAGGGCCGAUUCCAGAAGCAGUGUUGUUUCCAAAUAGAGCUGUUAUAGCAUUGUUUAUGGGGAACCCUGGCUUAUGUGGCCCUAAAAACUAUUCAUUGCCUCCAUGCUCAAAUCAAACCCAAGAAGAACAUUCCCUGCUCAGAAAAAUAGCCUUAUCUGCCGCUGGAACCAUUGCAUUUGUAGUAUGCUUCUUCAUUAUAAGAAUUUUAUGGAGGUAUAAGCUUUCAAGCCAAUUAGUCCGUACCUCAAGCUUUACUUUUCAAAGGCUAAGCUAUCAAAAAUUUUCUUAUCAAGAUCUUGUCAUUGCAACAGCUGGAUUUGAUGAGUCAAACUUGCUUGGAGUGGGUAAGUUUGGAUCUGUCUACAAAGGCAUAUUGAGGAAUGGUGAGGUAAUUGCCAUUAAAACUCUUAAUUUGCAAAAUGAAGAAGCUAUUAAGAGUUUUAAGAGAGAGUGUGAAUUCUUAGGGAGAAUUCGGCACCGUAACCUCAUCGGAAUCAUAAGUGCUUUUUUCUACCCUGAAUCCAAAGGUUUUGUUCUUCAAUUUGCAUUGAAUGGAAGCUUGGAAAAAUAUUUGCACCGUGACAGGGAUGAUAAAGGCUUUUGCAAAGUGGGAUUGAGGGAGUAUUUGAGCAUUGCUGUAGAUGUAGCCCAUGGCAUGGAAUAUUUACAUCAUGAUUGUCCUCUACAAAUUGUGCACUGUGAUUUAAAACCUAGCAAUGUGCUCUUGGAUGCCAACAUGACAGCCCUUAUCACUGAUUUUGGUAUAUCCCGUUUAACUAGUGCAAAUUCCAUGGAUUCACUGAGUACAACAACAAUUGCACUCAAAGGAUCUAUUGGAUAUAUUGCUCCAGAGUAUGGAUUGGGUGGGGGUGUUUCUGUAAAGGGAGAUGUUUAUAGUUUCGGGAUUCUGAUAUUAGAGAUGAUUACAAGGAAGAGGCCAAGUGAUGACAUGUUUGUGGGAGACAUGAGCUUGCAAAAGUGGGUGAGAUCAGCUUUUCCAAACAGACUGGUAGAAAUUGUUGGUAGCGAGCUGUUGAGAGAUGUGAAUGAAAGCAUGGAGGACAAUAAAUGUCUCAUUUCUUUCAUUCAUGUUGGUUUGCUUUGUAGCAGUGAAUUACCGGGAGAACGACCUUUCAUGAGAGAUGUAGCCAAAGCCUUGGAGAACCUGAAGACAAGUUUGAUGGGAUGUGCAACUGCUUCCAAUUUAACAGCUACCAUAUCAGAACUCCUGAACAAGACCAAUCCCACUGAAACAAAGGCAUCUGACAGUCAAAGUUCUACAUUUUAGAUGUUUAUAGCUUCCGUUAAGAAGUUUCUGUCCUUUAUGUUUAAUAGUUUCCAUCUUCUUUCGUGUAUAAUCCACUUCUGUAAGUUGUUCCAAUUCAUGUGUUUAUAUUAAACAAGUUUGAGAAAG
Messenger RNA from Cryptomeria japonica (Japanese cedar), 2881 nucleotides. Its product is annotated as putative leucine-rich repeat receptor-like serine/threonine-protein kinase At2g24130. The record is from RefSeq and is a predicted model, not a curated record. Lineage: Eukaryota; Viridiplantae; Streptophyta; Pinopsida; Cupressales; Cupressaceae. Gene Ontology annotation, molecular function: protein kinase activity; protein binding; ATP binding. Gene Ontology annotation, biological process: protein phosphorylation. Bases 62 to 2755 code for a protein of 897 amino acids. The transcript is spliced from 2 exons.